CAUAUAUAUAUAUAAUAUUCAGCAAAUAUUUUAGAACGUAGUGAUUGCCGAAGGAGGAGCAGGCAUGAAGCCGAAAAUGCAGCUGUUGGUGUUUGCAUGGCGGUACACACACGCAGGACUCAAAGCUAAAUGUGAAGAGACAAGCAAUUGUUCGAACUUCGAACUGACUGGCGCCUCUUUUAAGCUUGAUAGCGAAGUAAGCCGACCUACUUUGAGAGCUUUUUUAUAACAAGACAUUGACUUUUUGCAGCAUUUGGUGCACCGAUUGAUAAGAUUCAUUAAUAUUGUAAGUGUUUGCAGACAUAAUUUGAUGUAAGUAAGAGCUUUAUACACUAAGUGAACUUUCAGCCCACUCUUUUUAAUCACACAUAGAGAGUGGUAUAUUUAUUGUGUAUCUUCUUUAUUUCCAGCAUCUGGGUUUGUAGUCCUAAAUGCUGUUGCGAAUGGUGCGGCUGCAUGCUAUAAUUGCUGCAUGCAGCUCCUGCCUCUUCCACGUUCGAUCACCAUGCAUCACGCAAUUUUCAGCACGGAAAGUCAAAAGUAGGCAUAUGGGGGAAAGGAGCUCCAGCAUUUUAAAACUGAAAAGGGGAAAGAAAAUAUACUACAAGGACCGUUAUCAGCGACAAGGUUGUUCCGUAGAUAUGAACAUCUACAGACGCCUGUACGUCCUUUCUCAUCCUUUUUGUAUACCGGUUACCCUCACUAUUGGUGAGCUGCAGGUGCCUAUGCCAGUUGGCUCUGGGCGAGAAGUGGUGUUGCAGCCGCAUCGCUUUAUAACGUUUUGUAAAAGUAAGUAUUCUACACUGGACAACUCCUUUUACUCCAGUGGUGACACCGGAAGAAAGGCGAUUGCGAUGACGCAUCGGUCGGCUGAAACAACUGACCCGGUUAGGCUCGAUGAUGGGGGUGGGAUUUUCUGAUCUUUCUUGUCAUUGGUUAAUAUUUUAUUCUGUUGACAUGUUUUCUUACUAGUAAUGCUUCCGACACCUCCUUGUCUCCACUCUUCUCGUCGUCUGACCAGAGCCUUUUAAGCCACGCCUUUAGAGGCCCACAAUUGGUCCAGAAAGCGUAAAAUCAGCAAUCAUAGGGGCUUGGUUCAUUCGAGUGGGGUUGAGACGAGUGAUAUGUGAGAUAGUCACAACUCCACAGUGAACGGGGACACGUCUCUCCUGUCAGUGUGGGAUGACCGGACCGGAGAACAGGAACACUUCUCUUCAUUCAAAAAGAAACUGGGAGACUCAGACUGGGAUGUGUUUACGCUGCUCGGAUCAGACUCCAAGGACCUGGCGUGACUCAAAGAGGAAAUCGAGUCGAUAAACUUCGGAUUAUUAUAUUAUUAUUAUUUUGUUUUUGUAAUAUGCAGUGAAAAGGCAGAAUUGGUCAAUGUGUAAAUAGAGCUCUGUUUUCCCCGACAACCCCCCACCCCCACCCUCUUUUUUUCUUUUAAUAUAUAUAUUUAAGAAUUCUCUUGAUGCACCGAUGAGAGAUCCAGUUUUCACAGGGACUGCAAUGGCUUAUCAUCCUUUUCACGCGCACCGGACGUCCGACUUCCCCAUGUCUGCCUUUUUAGCGGCCGCUCAGCCUUCCUUCUUCCCGGCGCUAACCCUUCCCCCUGGACCACUCACCAAGUCGAUCCCAGAACACAGUUUAGCUGGGGCGGAAACGGGACUUCACCCAGUGAUCAGCCACCACCAGGCGGCUCAACUCCGCAGCAUCAAAAGCCUGGAGCCCGAAGAGGAAGUAGAUGAUGAUCCCAAAGUUACGCUGGAAGCCAAAGAUCUUUGGGACCAGUUUCAUAAACUCGGCACAGAAAUGGUUAUUACCAAGUCCGGAAGGAGGAUGUUUCCACCGUUCAAAGUACGAAUAAAUGGACUUGAUAAAAAAGCUAAAUAUAUUUUGCUAAUGGACAUCGUGGCAGCGGAUGAUUGCCGCUACAAGUUCCACAACUCCCGCUGGAUGGUCGCGGGCAAGGCCGAUCCCGAGAUGCCCAAGAGAAUGUACAUCCACCCUGACAGUCCAGCCACUGGCGAGCAGUGGAUGGCAAAGCCUGUUGCAUUCCAUAAACUCAAGCUUACCAAUAACAUAUCAGAUAAACACGGAUUUACCAUUCUUAAUUCAAUGCACAAGUACCAGCCCAGGUUCCACAUCGUCCGGGCCAACGACAUAUUGAAGCUCCCUUAUAGCACAUUUAGGACCUAUGUCUUUCCGGAGACUGAGUUUGUGGCUGUGACAGCUUAUCAGAACGACAAGAUAACACAACUUAAGAUUGACAAUAAUCCGUUUGCAAAAGGGUUUAGAGACACUGGGAACGGAAGAAGGGAGAAAAGGAAGCAACUAACUAUGCCAUCGCUGCGAAUGUUUGAGGACCAGGGCAGGGAUGGCGUGGACUCAGAAGCUUCGAGUGAAACUCCGACUGCUCGAGACGCCGUUCACUCCCCGCUGGGAGCCGAUACAAGUCCGCUGGAGUUCAACAGGGCGAGUCUAGAUGAGAAAACAUGCACUGACAGUGAGCAGGAGUUUGACAAUCACGGUGAGCGCUGCACAAGCUCCAACAGCCUGGGGACUGAACCCAUGUCCCCCUAUAGCUCUCGGUUUGAGGAGAGGAGUAGGGAAAGACCUGAUAUGGAGAAGAAGGAUGACUCCACUUUCAGUAUCAGGAGCCAGGAUAAGGAUAAAGCAGGAAACAGGAAUCGGAAGGACACUGCAAAAAUGUUGAUGAAGGACCCUGAAGCCGGGAGCAUCAGUGCUGUCAAGGACACCUUCUCCCCACUAAUGGUCCAAACAGAAAGCCCUUCACACUUCAACCCAAGUCAUUUACAAAGCCUGGCACUGUCUGGUCUACACAGCCAGCAGUUCUUUAACCCUCUAAACAACGGAUCGCCACUUUUAUUUCAUCCAGGGCAGUUUGCCAUGACCCCUGGAGCCCUUUCUGCUAUGGGAAUGGGGCAUUUAUUGGCCUCUGUAUCUGGAGCGAGUGCUUUGGAAAAUAGCAACCUCUCUCCACACGGAACAGGAGGAUCCCCCAAUGCAUUCCCCUUCCAUUUCUCCCAGCAUAUGCUUGCUUCUCAGGGCAUACCCAUGCCUCAGUUUGGGGGGCUUUUUCCUUAUCCCUACACCUACAUGGCAGCAGCUGCAGCGGCAGCCUCAGCGCUCCCGGCAAGCAGCACGUCCAGCCCGCUCUGCAGAAACCCUUUCCUUGCCACAUCUCGACCACGGCUUCGCUUCAACCCCUACCAACUCCCGAUAUCUAUGUCUCAGAGCUCUAGCCUGCUCACGACCAACCUGCAAUGUAGCCUUAACUCAGGCUCGGAAUCAUCCAAAGCAUGCAGUAGGGAGACCAGUCCAGCCCUAGAACAUCACAGCUACAACAAGAAUGAAGGAUCCUGCGAAAGCGACACAUCCCCUAAAACAAAAGACUCUCCGAAUGAACUACAGAAUAUUCAGAGACUCGUGAGUGGCCUGGAGGGCCAGAGGGCACCGUCCCCAUCAGAAGAUUCGACGAAGUGAUAUGAGACUUGGUUUGAGAUGUUUUUCGGACUCUUCUGUUAUUUGCCGCACAAUACAAAAUAUUUAAGAAAAAUAAAUAUUAUUAUAAAAAUAGGGUCGUGGUUUGGUAGUUUCAGGUUAUUUAUGACUAAUAAUUGUUUUGGGAACAAUUCUACAAUUCGCACGAAUCCUAACCACAUGCCUCUGGUCUAGAAAAUGAAUGCAAAUACCAAAUCAAAUCCUCUCAAUUUCCAGCUCCAGACUGAAUCGUUGACUAAAAGAUAAUAUUUGGGGUUGGAUUUGGUUAAAUGGCCUCAUACUGAACGAAAACAAACAAACAAACAAACAAAAAAAAUAUAUAUAUAUAUACACUUGCUAGACUAUCCAGUUUGAAGCCACCAUCUUUUUAAGUGCAUUCAAAGGGGAAUUUGUAUUCAAAAGAAAAUGCGUUUGUGGUUUAUUUAUGUAAUCUAAUACUAAAUCAAUACAAAUCUGUAAAUACAGUGCUUAGGAUCAAAUAAUAUGUCAUUGGUAUUAAUUUAUUCAAGUCUGUAUACUAGUAUGUAUAUAUUUAAAAUUUAACACUUUGCUUUGUAACUCCAACCCAUUACAAGAAGCCUGUUUUGCAAUGUCUUUUGAAAAUCGUUGAUGAUUUGUGCCAUAUUUGAUCUACAGUUGCAGCGAUAUUUUUAGAGAAAAAGAAGAUACAUUCUUAAAACAUCUCAGGUUAAUUACCCCUGACAAGGUGACGAUCAAAACAUUUCCUUAUGUAAGGGUGCAUUGUUCCUAUCAAUUAAUUGACAUAUUUAAACAGUAAAUGUUUCUUACUCAUCCAGGUUGUCUUCUCUUUUUAUUUUGAUUGUCUCACAAUUUUC
Messenger RNA from Corythoichthys intestinalis (scribbled pipefish), 4361 nucleotides. It is a transcript of the gene tbx2b, whose product is annotated as T-box transcription factor 2b. The transcript has 7 exons. Gene Ontology annotation, molecular function: DNA-binding transcription factor activity, RNA polymerase II-specific; RNA polymerase II cis-regulatory region sequence-specific DNA binding. Gene Ontology annotation, cellular component: nucleus. The record is from RefSeq and is a predicted model, not a curated record. The coding region runs from base 1480 to 3507 and encodes 675 amino acids. Lineage: Eukaryota; Metazoa; Chordata; Actinopteri; Syngnathiformes; Syngnathidae. Gene Ontology annotation, biological process: positive regulation of DNA-templated transcription; regulation of transcription by RNA polymerase II; cell fate specification.